Molecule: messenger RNA, 1149 nt
Organism: Drosophila takahashii
Lineage: Eukaryota; Metazoa; Arthropoda; Insecta; Diptera; Drosophilidae
Product: vitamin K-dependent protein C
Biological process (GO): proteolysis
Molecular function (GO): serine-type endopeptidase activity
Source: RefSeq, a predicted model, not a curated record
AUGAAGUUAGGGAUUCUUUUGCUUGCUCUGUUCCUUUGCCACUGGACCUAUUCCCAGUUUCUGGAGGAACCCUGUGGAACUACAGUAGGACCCAGAAUUAACAACGGCCAGGAUGCUAAAAUAAAUUCAUCCAUCUGGAUGGCAGCCAUUUUCAAUCUCACACAUUUUCAGUGUGGCGGCACGCUUAUUCAUUUCCGCUUUAUUUUAACAGCAGCUCAUUGCAUGGAUAGUGGAUACAAGCUAUACGUUAACUUGGGAGCUUACAAUAAGAGUAGCUAUACGUUCAGGCAAACGGUCAGUCAACAGAUUAAGCACCCGGAAUACAACUAUUGGUCUAAAAAGAAUGAUAUUGGCCUGCUUAAACUGUCCAACAGCACUUUGUUGACGCAUUUGCACUUCUCUGCAGAUCGUGUUCGACCUAUUUGCAUUUUUUUGGAUCCGAAUAUUAAGCGUCAAGUAGAGAACUUGCACACCUUUAAUGCCUUUGGCUGGGGUCUUAAAAACGGCACUGAGAGCGAUAUACUGCAGACCAUCAUUCUGAACCAGAAACAUCAUAACGAGUGCAACCACGUCUUAAAAAAUACACUCAAUUCGAAACAAAUUUGCGCAGGAAACCCAGUUGGUGACACCUGUCGUGGGGAUUCUGGAGGUCCAUUGACCAAUACUUUAUCGUAUAACCAAAACAUGAAACGUGAAACACAGUUCGGGAUCGUAAGCUAUGGAGCACCAUUAUGCGAUGGACUGGGAGUGUAUACUGAUGUGACGAGCUAUGUCGAUUGGAUCAGGGGAACCAUCUCGAGCUAUGGUUUUCAAAGUUCCCGGCCAGUAAUCCCAUUUAAACCGCCAGUGUCUCAGCCAGUUCAUCCGGUUGUUCAUCCGGUGGUUCAUCCGGUGGUUCAUCCGUUGGCUAAGCCGGUGGGCGAUCCAAUGAGACCAUGGGUUCGUCCUGUUCUUCAACCCGAUUUGGUUGCUCCGAUGGGUAAUCCCCAUUUUCCUGUGAUGUUUAGUGGCUGCAGUGAGAAUAGCAAGUCGGCGAUCAUACGGCCUACGAUUUAUGGACCUGGUUUCGAGGCUCUGGGCGUGUUGAUUACAGAUCGAUUUGUCGUAACAGUUGCCACAGACUUGCCAAAAAAUCCGGCCUCUUUGUAA